Molecule: messenger RNA, 2485 nt
Organism: Helianthus annuus (common sunflower)
Lineage: Eukaryota; Viridiplantae; Streptophyta; Magnoliopsida; Asterales; Asteraceae
Product: zinc finger CCCH domain-containing protein 11-like
Exons: 13
Coding region: 489-1136 (215 amino acids)
Biological process (GO): cytoplasmic translation
Cellular component (GO): cytosol
Molecular function (GO): mRNA binding; metal ion binding
Source: RefSeq, a predicted model, not a curated record
AUUCAUCUCCAUUCUCCUUUCAUCUCCGUUCUGGUUCAAGCAUAUGAUUCAGGCAUUGACAUUUCGAGUCAAUCAUCUCCACUAUCCUUCAUCUCCAUUAAGAUUUUGUUAUCUGGAUUCUUCGGUCUCAAGGUGGUGUUUGAGAUUGAAUCUUAAUCGAAAAGGGUUUUUAUUCUCAAGUGGUGUUUGAGAUUGAAAACUUUUUUGGUUGCGUGAUCGUUUAAUCCUUGAAGAACGAUAUAUCAUGGCUGUGUAUACUUGUAAAAAGUGUAAGACUGAUGCAUUUACUGUAUGGAAUGCUUGGGGACUGGCUUUAAUUCCGAUGGAACAUUGUGCUCAAGUUCGUGUCAAGCUCAAUUGAUAGAUGUGAAAGGAAGAGAAGAAAUACUGAUAAUUCAUAGCAAAAACAAGAAGCUCGACAAGAACGUGUCACUAAAUGUGAUCACGAUGCGAACUUCUAGGUUAAACUGUAUGAGCUGGCAAAUCUAAUGAACGAUACAACCAUCUUGAUGGCAGAAGAGGCAAGGAUGACAGAUGGAAAGAACAAGAUGUUAGUAGCCUAUCAUGAAACCGGUCAUGCAGUCUGCACGUUAUCGUUAUGGUCAGGGGUGGAUCCAAAGUCUAUAUUGUGCGAGUUUUUCAAGGCUGGUCAAUGUGCGAAAGGUUUCAAAUGCAAGUUUUCUCAUGACUUGAAUGUACAAACAAAGGGUGAAAAGUUUGACAUUUUCAGUGAUAAGCGUGAUGAAGGAACAAUGGAGGACUGGGAUUUGGAGACGUUGGAAAAAGUUGUGGAAUCAAAAGGAAAAGAGUACAACCAGAAUAAACCAACCGACAUCGUUUGUAAACACUUCCUCGAUGCAGUGGAGAAAAAGCAAUAUGGUUGGUUCUGGGUAUGUCCAAACGGUAAUAAAGAGUGCCAUUACAGACACGAUCUCCCUCCCGGAUACAUCUUGAAAUCUCAAAUGAAAGCUCUUUUAGAAGAAGAGGCUAACAAGCUAGCUAUCAAGGAUGAGUUUGAGGAUCAGGUUAAAGCAGUUUGUGGUCGUCUUCGUUCGAAUUCAGGUAGCUAUAUGCUUGCUGAAGAGAAAACUCUUUAUCAUUUACUGAAAAACUAUGAGCAAAUCGGAAGCUACUAAUAUUGAAUAAAAUUGCUACAAUAAAAGAUGGCGAUACAAUAGAAUUUGAGGUACCUGGAGAUGCUGAACUGAAAGCUUUUUUUUUUUUGGGGGGGGGGGGGUGGAUGUGGGGAAGUUUAUGGAGUAUGCAAUGAAGACCCCAUUGACUCAUCACGCGGCGUCGCCAAGCGGUUUAGGGGUCCAGGGUUGUGUUUGAAGAAAAUAUAUCUAAAGAAUCUAAAGAAGGCUUACAAAAUAAAUCUAUCAGGUACUUACAGAGUAUUUAAUUUUAGUAUGCCAAUUAAUUAACACACCGAAGGAUUAUAGCAAAGUGUUUUGAGGAGAAGAAGACUCAUAUCUAAGCUAAAGUUCUUUAAAUCUAUGAGGCUUCAAGUGCUAACCUGAUAUUAAGGUUCUGUUUAACGGGAAAGAAACUUAUAAUAUGUAUUUAUUGUUUAAUUUUAAAAUUUGAUGGCUGGAAACCAAAUAGAUUGUAGGGGUAGACUUUUGUUAUGGAGAUCAAACUCUGACAUAAAAUGCUUUGCUUCUUACUAUCAAGACGUUCUAACAUGUUGCCCUCAUAAUCAAACAUACCCAGAUGCUUAGUUAUCAAUAAGAUCAUACAUUUAGUAAUCAAAUCUAAUAUAAAAAGUCACAGGGGAGACAAAUAUUAAAAUCAAUGACAACAAUAAUACGGCAUAGAGGAGAGAUGGACACCAUUGGGGGCUGGGAAGAUGGGAUUCGUGACUAAAUGGAGCCCAAUUUUUUAGCUGCUAUAGUGUUAUUUUUUUGUUUGCAACUUAAUUACGAGGAUGCUAUUUUGCUAACCUUUGGGCUGCAGUUAAUUAGUGGGCUACAAUCAAAUUUGAGUUCUUAAACUUUUGGGCUUAUGCAGUGUGUAUUUUAUCUUCUCGUAAAGAAGUAAGCGGAACAGACUAACUUCCAAUCUCAGAACAACAACAAAGCCAACUGAAAUCCAACCUAAAACUCCUACAGUGCAGUUAGUGAAAUGAACUAUUCAAGCUGACAGGAGUGCAAAUCAUACUUGGUGGAAAUCAUGCUAGGCUCUUUGCAACUUAUAUAGAUCGUUGACUGUUUGUGAUGUAGCGAGUACUUUGAGGCUUAAGCAUAAAUUCGGUUAAUUUCAUAGUUUGAAUAAAAAGUUGGGUAAAUUUUUAUAUGAGUCCAGGUGAUUUCAUCAUUUUAAAUAAUUGAAUCUGAUCCUUGAAUUUUUAACUCAUUGAGUCCGAGUGGUUUCCAAGUCCAUGUGAUUUGAACAUACAAAUACAGAAACACUCAAGGUGAUGAUAACAUUCAUGUUCAUAUGGAUUCUUGAUGUAUAACAUCUUAUAUAUUAAUAUUAUUAAGGU